Molecule: messenger RNA, 2069 nt
Organism: Silurus meridionalis
Lineage: Eukaryota; Metazoa; Chordata; Actinopteri; Siluriformes; Siluridae
Gene: lap3
Product: leucine aminopeptidase 3
Exons: 13
Coding region: 210-1787 (525 amino acids)
Biological process (GO): proteolysis
Cellular component (GO): cytoplasm
Molecular function (GO): manganese ion binding; metalloaminopeptidase activity
Source: RefSeq, a predicted model, not a curated record
AUGGUUGAAUCUCAAACGGCUUGUAACUUCCUACGUUAGUGCACUAUGUAGUGUAUAUACUACCGGCUGCUACACACUCUGUAGUGCAUUUUGUGUCUGAAAGGAAGAGAUUUAGGAUUUGGAUAAAGGACAACCUUCACGUGGGAGAAGAGAAGCUGAGGGUGAAGUCAGGCUUGUGUAUGAAUGUGUGCUGAGAAAAAGCUGAUACAAUGUUGUUGAGUUUCAGGAGAGUGGCAGCGUCUGUCCACGUCUCUGUCCAAGUCUCCACUGUCCAAACCCUGAGACACAACUGUCGACUUUUCUCUUCUUCUCAAACGAUUGGCAGAAAAGGUUUAGUUCUCGGUGUGUAUGAGAAGGAGAAAGAGAGCGACACUGCAUGUCUCACUGAAGCAGCUGCUGCGUUUGACAGAACUGUAUCAGGAAAACUCAGCGAUGUUCUCACUGUAUCUGGACCUCCACUCAAGAAAGGAAAGAGUCGGGUAUUCUACGGAUUAAACCAGGAGUUUCCAAAUGUAGCAGUAGUGGGUCUCGGCCAAAAAGGAGCAGGCGUGUGCAGGAAGGAGCACUGGGAUAACAGCAAGGAGAACAUCCGAGCAGCUGUAGCAGUGGGCUGCAGGCAGCUUCAGGACCUCGAGAUUGCUCACGUGGAAGUAGACCCAUGCGGAGACAGUCAGUCAGCAGCAGAGGGCGCUGUGCUCGGUUUGUUCGAGUACGACGAACUUAAAAGCAAAAAGAAGACCCAGGUCACUCUGCAGUUAUACGGCAGUGGAAAUGAUGAAGCGUGGGCAAAGGGAGUCCUGUACGGAGAAGGCCAGAACCUGGCCAGGAGAUUGAUGGAGGCUCCAGCUAAUCACGUUACACCUACGGUUUUUGCCGACACGAUCGAGCAGAAGCUGUUUCCCUUUUCAGACAAAGUAAUCGUCCACAAAAGAAACAAGUCAUGGAUCGAAAGCGAGCAGAUGGGGGCGUUUCUCAGCGUGUCAAAAGGCUCAGAGGAGCCCCCUGUCUUCCUGGAGCUGCAUUACGCUGGAAACCCAGAUUCCACCCAGGCGCCUUUAGUGCUCGUAGGCAAAGGAGUCACUUUCGACAGCGGUGGAAUCUCAAUAAAACCCUCCGCCGGUAUGGAUGCCAUGAGGGCCGAUAUGGGCGGAGCCGCAACCGUGUGUUCAGCCAUCGUCACAGCAGCUGCUCUGCAACUGCCAGUCAACAUCGUAGGUUUAGCACCUCUCUGUGAGAACAUGCCCAGUGGAAAAGCUAACAAACCAGGAGAUGUUGUGAAGGCGAAGAACGGCAAAACCAUUCAGGUUGAUAAUACCGAUGCUGAGGGGCGUCUGAUUCUGGCCGACGCCCUCUGCUAUGCUCACAACUUCAAUCCCAGGGCGAUAGUCAAUGCUGCGACUCUUACUGGUGCGAUGGAUGUAGCCUUGGGUUCUGCUGCUACAGGAGUUUUUACAAACUCUGACUGGCUUUGGGAACAGCUGCAUAAGGCGAGUGUUAUGACUGGAGAUCGCGUGUGGAGGAUGCCACUGUUUCAGCAUUACAGCAGACAAGUUACAGAAAGUGCUCUGGCAGACUUGAACAAUAUCGGGAAAUAUAGCCGCUCUGGUGGAGCGUGUACAGCCGCCGCCUUCCUGCAUGAGUUUGUAAAAGCCAGUCACUGGGCACAUCUGGAUAUCGCUGGGGUGAUGUCUAAUAAGGAUGAAGUCCCCUACCUGCGCAAGGGAAUGUCCGGGAGACCCACGCGGACACUGGUCGAGCUCGUCGCUGCCCUGGCCACCGAGUCUUAAUGUCUUAAAGGGACCUGCGUGGGAUCUUUGACCUCUCAGACCACAGGACUGAAAGCGGUUAAUAUUCAUAACGCAUUUUUUUCCCCCUUCAAAAUUCCCUUUUUCUUUGUGGGAAUCAAUCACUCACAUGUAGAACCUGAGACUUGGUUUAAAACUUGAUGGGAAUGAUCCUGAUGUGUUUAUAAUACAGUACAAACUGCUCAUUCUAAAGGUUUUUCCCCAGACUGCCUCAUAUUUGUACACUUGUAUACAAUACAUGAAUAAAAGUUUUUGGACACCUGA